AUGCAUCGUUGUUUCCACAUUGUUCUACCUGUACUCUUCGUUAUUAUCUCAGGUGCAUUCAGUAUUGCGCCUGGUGAUCCGUUUUCAAUUGAUACCGACAAUCGUUCUGAGUCUUCUGAACGGUUAACUUCGAAACAUGCUUUUAAUACAACACAAUCGGCGAUUGAAUCGAAAUUAAUUGAUAAAUAUCUUCUAGAAAAUCAAUUAACAGUCAUCGAUUCAAAUAAAACAUUCAUCCAUGAAAAUAAACUACUACCUUCAACAACCAUGGAACCUGUACGAGAAGCUUUUCGUAUCCAUAGAAAACAUUUAACUCAAAUUGCACAAUGGAAAUAUACAGAUCCUGAAACUCAUCAAACUCGUUAUUGGUAUCAUACGGUUGGCAGUCGGAUGGGUGAUGGGUGGAUAUUUGAUGGUAUUCUUUGUCAAGCAUAUACUCAAGCGAAACCUGAUACAAUUCCAAUUCAUGGUUUUCAUUCGGAAUCAAAAGACAUUUGGUUAAAUACGUUACAGACUGAAUCAAAAUUAUUACCGAUUGGAAAUAAUCAAUGGCAAUAUGAUGGAAUCAUUUUCUAUGCUUAUAAAACAUCGAUGAAUUCAAGUUUAUUAAAACCUGUACGAAGAUAUUGGAAUAAAAUUAAUUAUGGUACAGAAGAUGUUAGUGAACCACGUCGAUCAUAUUUUCGAAUGGGUGAUUUAACAGAAGACGAUUUACCUGGAUGGAGACUAGAACAUCUAAUUUUCUAUGCUUUUCCACCUGAUUUCAAUGUAACUUUAUUAGAAAAUUGA
Rotaria socialis is the source of this 789-nucleotide messenger RNA. Lineage: Eukaryota; Metazoa; Rotifera; Eurotatoria; Philodinida; Philodinidae. The record is from the annotation of a GenBank genome assembly.